CCCUAGAAGGAUACCACUGAUUGUGUUUGGUGCUGGAAUGUUUGGAAAAGAUGUAGUCAAGUCAGAUCAAUUGAUUGUUGUCACAAUCGAUGAAUUCAAAACCUCUAAAACAUGCAGCCUCUGUUUCUAUGAUGAUAUGCAAAUUGUUGAUACUCCUGGAUUCAAGGGUACCGGCGUUCUUCAUUGCAAGCAAU
Molecule: messenger RNA, 194 nt
Organism: Mycotypha africana
Lineage: Eukaryota; Fungi; Mucoromycota; Mucoromycetes; Mucorales; Mycotyphaceae
Exons: 2
Source: RefSeq, a predicted model, not a curated record